Molecule: messenger RNA, 924 nt
Organism: Micromonas pusilla CCMP1545
Lineage: Eukaryota; Viridiplantae; Chlorophyta; Mamiellophyceae; Mamiellales; Mamiellaceae
Exons: 1
Coding region: 1-924 (307 amino acids)
Biological process (GO): NAD+ biosynthetic process; quinolinate catabolic process
Cellular component (GO): cytoplasm
Molecular function (GO): nicotinate-nucleotide diphosphorylase (carboxylating) activity
Source: RefSeq, a predicted model, not a curated record
AUGCGCAAGGCGUCCGACGCCGCGCUCGAGGCGCCUCCGAUCCCCGCGCCGCAUCAUCCGACCUACAGCAUCGAGGACGCGAUAAAGCUCGCGCUCGAGGAGGACGUCGCGGACGUGGGCGACAUCUCGUCGCUGAGCACGAUCCCCGUCGAGACCGUGUCCACGGCGACGCUCCUCGCGAAAGCGGACGGCGUCCUCGCGGGGCAGCACCUCGCGGUGAUGAUCCUGCGCGCGGUCGAUCCCGACGUCGAGGUGAGAUUCGCGAAAGUCGACGGCGACACGAUCGAGCGCGGGGAGAUCUUCUGCGAGAUGCGAGGCAAGGCGCACAGCAUCCUGCGCGCGGAGAGAGUCGUCCUGAACUUCAUGCAGCGGAUGUCCGGGAUCGCCACGCUCACGAAGAAGAUGGCGGACGCCGCCGCGCCCGCGUUCAUGCUCGAGACGAGGAAGACCGUCCCCGGACUGCGUCUGCCCGACAAGUGGGCGGUGCUCAUCGGCGGCGGGAAGAACCACCGCAUGGGCCUCUUCGACAUGAUCAUGAUCAAAGACAACCACAUCGCCGCGAGCGGGGGGAUCAAAUCCGCGGUCGCGAACGCGCAGGCGUACUUGGCGAAGACGAAAUCCCCCGCGAAGAUCGAAGUGGAGACGAGGACGCUCGAGGAGGUGGACCAGAUCCUGUCGCUGAUCGACGACGAGACGUUCGACACGUCCGCGGUGUCUCGGGUGAUGCUCGAUAACAUGUCCCUCGAGGAUAUGACGACCGCGGUGAAGAAGAUCGCGGGAAAGGUGGAGACCGAAGCGAGCGGGAACGUGACGUUGGACACCGUGCACGCGAUCGGACAGACGGGGGUGACGUUCAUCUCGUCCGGCGCGUUGACGCACUCGGUGAUGGCGCUCGACAUCUCGCUGAACAUCUCCACGGAAUGA